UCCAAAUCUUUGGAGAGACGCUCCUUUCAUAGAGCGGCAUAAAUAAAAAAAUGGAGGAAAGCCACAGCUGGAUGGAAUUCACACUCGUCCUUCUUGCCAAUGAUGCGAGCUCAUAGUGGGCUGCGAUUGUUGGAUCCAAGGAUUGUGGCCACCACUAGACAAUUUUUUAAAGCUUCAAGGAAGUACUUUUUUUCGUUCUCUGUCCUGGAACACACCUUUCCAACAAGUUUCUUCUCGCUUUUGGGAUUGAUUCCUUGAAAGCUUUCGCCAGAUCCAACCAACAAAAGGAGGAGGGGAUGGAUUCUCCUCUGGGAGAUGCGAACACCACCUUGAUCUUGCUCGCGCUCGUGUUCUUGAGCUCCAUUGUCGCGGACGUGAGUUGUAGCAGCGAUGAUCCGUCGCUGAGCGCUUUCUUCUACGAUUAUACGUGCCCCCAGCUCCAGGACAUCGUUCGAUCGGACGUGGAGAAGGCUUUCAAGCGCGAGGCACGGAUCGCGGCGUCGCUCCUCCGCCUCCAUUUCCACGACUGCUUCAUCAAUGGAUGCGAUGCCUCGGUGCUGCUGGACGACACCAAGACCUUCAAAGGCGAGAAAUCUGCGCUGCCCAACGCGAACUCUCUCCGUGGAUUCGAACUCAUCGACGCGAUCAAGGCCAGAGUGGAGAUCCAGUGCGAAGGAGUCGUCUCCUGUGCUGAUAUCUUGACGCUCGCUGCUCGAGACUCAGUCGCACUGACCGGAGGACCAUCGUGGGAAGUGCUGCUCGGGCGGAGGGACAGCCUCACUGCCAACAGAACCGCGGCCAACGUUCUCAUCCCACCCCCUAUAGCCGACGUUCCAAAGCUCGUCUCAAUGUUCGCCACAAUGGGGCUCACCGAGGUAGACAUGGUAACACUUUCAGGCGCCCACAGCAUCGGCCAGGCGCGAUGCUCCACCUUCCGCCAGCGAUUAUUCGACGAUCGCGGCAGCGGCAGCCCCGAUCCGACCAUGCAGAAGCAGUUCCUGGGCUCGCUGCAAGAGAUUUGCCCCCGGCAGGGCAACGGCAACGCGGUGGCGCCGCUGGAUUUCGUGACGCCCAUGCGAUUUGACAACAAUUACUACCUCAAUCUCCAGUAUGGCAAGGGGAUCUUCGCGUCGGACCAGGUGCUCUUCAGCGGGCGCGGGAUCACGGAGAACUACGUGCGCUACUACAGCUACGAUCAAGACGCAUUCUUCCAGAGCUUCGUGCGAUCCAUGAUAAAAAUGGGCAACAUCACGCCGCUCACAGGGAAGAGAGGCCAGAUUCGAAAGAACUGCCGAAGACCUAAUUAGGGCAAAUCGACGAUUCCAACUGACCUAAGGGCUUAGGGCAAAACAUAAAUUAAAAAAAAGCAAUCUAUGCAC
Selaginella moellendorffii is the source of this 1379-nucleotide messenger RNA. RefSeq names its product peroxidase A2-like. Gene Ontology annotation, molecular function: peroxidase activity; heme binding. Gene Ontology annotation, biological process: hydrogen peroxide catabolic process; response to oxidative stress. NCBI's taxonomy places the organism in Eukaryota, Viridiplantae, Streptophyta, Lycopodiopsida, Selaginellales, Selaginellaceae. Bases 297 to 1307 code for a protein of 336 amino acids. The transcript is spliced from 4 exons. The record is from RefSeq and is a predicted model, not a curated record.